UGGUGAGCUGGCUUUUGAGUAGCAAGUGGAUUCUUCAAUUAUAAUUUUGGCCUUCACCGUUCCACAGUCUUCAGCACAAUGACCAAGCUUCUGGAGUGGCUUCUUGGUGUGUCGCUGAUCGGCAUGGCAUGGGGACUCGUUACCUUUGACCUCCUUGAUUUGCAGUUGCCUCCUCAGUAUAGAGAGCUGGCGUGGCCAAUGCCUGUAUAUCUGCUGGUGGCUUUUGGGUGUUAUUCACUGGCAACUGUCGGCUACCGUGUGGCCACAUUUAAUGACUGUGAGGACGCAGCCAAAGAGUUGCAAGCACAAAUAAAAGAAGCCAAAGAGGACUUGAAGAAGAAGGGACUGAAGAUGUGAAAAUAACAUCUUACUGUUUCUCACAUGCAUUACUAUUUUUUUCAUAUUACAAAUGCAAACCGUCUCAUUGUUUCUGUCUACUUUGUGAUGUCUGUACUACCAUAUGCACUCAGAACUGCUGCUCAAAGCUGUCACAACUUGGUUCAAGUCUUUUUUUCAACAUGAUGUAAAUAAUAGUUUGAAAUGUAAACACCUGCACACCUGUGAAUGAUCUAUUUCCAGAAUUAUGACAGUCUUAUUUAAAACAUUACAGGCACAUGCACGUAUUGUCAAUGUAGGGCAGUGCUAUUUCUGUACAACCUCCAGAGUGUGUGUAUUUGCAUUGGCCGGGGAAUGAAUACGUCUGUUUUUGAACCAGUUGUUUUUAGCAGAGUCAGAAUUCUGAGUCAGACUUAGAAACAAACCCACAAUGUAGAUUUGCGCUUGCACAAGGACAGCGUUUCAGUAAAUCAAAAUAUGUGGAAUAGAAUUUUGAUUUAAAAUAUAAACUAUUGGGACUGUG
Molecule: messenger RNA, 859 nt
Organism: Sinocyclocheilus anshuiensis
Lineage: Eukaryota; Metazoa; Chordata; Actinopteri; Cypriniformes; Cyprinidae
Product: dolichol-phosphate mannosyltransferase subunit 3-like
Exons: 2
Coding region: 79-357 (92 amino acids)
Biological process (GO): GPI anchor biosynthetic process
Cellular component (GO): endoplasmic reticulum membrane; dolichol-phosphate-mannose synthase complex
Source: RefSeq, a predicted model, not a curated record